Molecule: messenger RNA, 1902 nt
Organism: Zasmidium cellare ATCC 36951
Lineage: Eukaryota; Fungi; Ascomycota; Dothideomycetes; Mycosphaerellales; Mycosphaerellaceae
Exons: 1
Coding region: 1-1902 (633 amino acids)
Source: RefSeq, a predicted model, not a curated record
AUGUCCCAGGAUCUCUUCGCGGCCUUCGGGGACCCGCCUCCAGAGCCACCGACUAUGGGUCGCCCACAUAAGCCAACUCGGGAGUCUUGGAAUGUUUCCAAUGAAGGCUUCGUGGGUGUGCAGAAUGGCGGCCAAACACCCUCGGGAGAGGCUCAAGUAGACUCUGCACCGGAUGGUACACAAGACCAGGAUGACUUCGGUGAUGACGACUGGGGAGACUUCGAAGAUGCAUCUGCCAAGCAACCCCCAGCCCCUAAAGAUAUGAAAGUAACCUCACCGAAGUCUUCUGAUGCCAUGGCUCGGCACGCCCUGGCAUCGCCACCCCCUCAGGUCAAGAAGGAGGAAGCUUCUUCACAGCCGGAUUCCAAAAUCGGGCAACAUCCAUUCGCAGGGCAUAUGGACUUCCUUUUUGAGCCUGGUGAGGAUGAGUACGAUGCAGGAGAAGAUGAUCUAGCGAACUUGGCAAAGGACCCGGAAGCUGCUAUGGCCUUUUCCAAGCGACUCAUCGCAGAACAGGAGGCGAAGGCAAAGCAAGCGGCAAGUGGGCAACCUGCUUCUUCAAAUAACAAGACAGCCGUGCUGGAGCAGUCGAAAACUCAGCUGGAUCAGCAACACAAAAAGCUCGCCAAACGUCCUUCUAUACCUGCCUCCCAGUCUGGAGCGAAAGCAACUCCGGCUGCAAACCCUCCCCCAGCAAGGAACAAACUCCGGAAGAAGUCGGGCUAUGCUCCCACCAAGGCUCCAGAUGUGCUUUUUGAUGCCGAGAAUCUGUCUGAGCACGACGACGAUGACGAUUUCGGUGACUUUGAAAAUAGCACAUCGCCGGUUGUCGCAGUUGUACCCCCGUCUGAGCCUGUGGCGAAGCAAGCAUCGCCUACAAUGCCGUCAAUGGAUCUUUUGGGUUUAGAUGACAAUCUGAAGCCUAUCACACAGAUUGGCAGGUCACGAAGUGACUCGUUGCGUAAGGCGAACGAGAUCUUGGGGCCAACGAAAACGUCCAAUCAUUCACGUACGUCUUCGCUGAUUGAUGAUAAUCCUUGGGAUGACUUCGAGACUCAGCCGUCUACGGAACCAAGUGUCACCAAUACCGCGAAACCAGAAGCAGAAGACGAUGCCUGGGACGACUUCGAGACAGCAGAGCCGGUGUCGAACGCACUACCUGUGGUGGCCUCUCAAACUACAUCAGUCUCUGUGCCAUCCUUGCAUUCCAGAGCGACGUCUGAAUCGGCCUUGCCACCCACGAACAUCCCUCCUCCAGCCAUACUUCUCUCAGUUUUCCCCUCAAUAUUCUUACCAGCACAGGAUGCACUGUUCCAGCCUCUAUCACGCCUGGACCAUUCGCAAAGACAAGAGCUGCUGGCACAUCCUGCCACGCAUCAAUUUCUACGGAGCUACCUUGAAACAUCAUUGGUGCUUGCCAGGAUCAUCGCCGGGCGAAAGCUAAGAUGGAAACGGGACCAGAUCUUAUCUCAAUCGAUGCGCAUCGGACAAGCAGGUGCCAGCGGUAAGAGCGGCAUGAAGCUCACUGGUGUAGACAAAGGAGAGGCUACGAAGGAAGAACAAGAAGCGCAAGAAGCCCUCCGUCUUUGGCGAGCACAAUCAGGAAAGCUGAGGGGAGCGGUGACCACCGCAUCGUCGGCUUCAGCUGGCAAGGCCUCGAAACUUCCCCCAAUGCCCGAGAUCAGCGAUCAGAUGCCAGUCAGGACCUUGAAAGCCGUCGAGGGAGGGUUCACUGCACCGCAUGCUUGUGCACUGUGUGGCCUGAAAAGAGAGGAACGUGUAGCCAAGGUCGACAUCGACGUCGAUGAUAGCUUUGGAGAGUGGUGGGUGCAAGGGGUGGAUAUGCAUUUGGCCUGUCGGAAUUGGUGGGAAGAACACAAAGCCAAGCUGAAGUCCAGGUAG